GACAUACGGGCGGGGCGGGGCGGGGCUAGCGUCGUCGCGUCAGGGUGACGUCUCCCGCAGGCGUCGGGCAGUGUCGGAGGCGUCGGCAGCGCUUUCGGCGGCUGCCGGUGGGAAAUGGCGGAGUAUUUGGCCUCCAUCUUCGGCACCGAGAAGGACAAAGUCAACUGUUCAUUUUAUUUCAAAAUUGGAGCAUGUCGUCAUGGAGACAGAUGCUCUCGGUUGCACAAUAAACCAACCUUUAGCCAGACCAUUGCCCUCUUGAACAUUUACCGUAACCCUCAAAACUCUUCCCAGUCUGCUGACGGUUUGCGCUGUGCUGUGAGCGAUGUCGAGAUGCAGGAACACUAUGAUGAGUUUUUUGAGGAGGUUUUCACAGAAAUGGAGGAGAAGUACGGUGAGGUGGAGGAGAUGAAUGUCUGUGAUAACCUUGGAGAUCACCUCGUUGGAAACGUGUAUGUGAAGUUUCGCCGUGAAGAAGAUGCGGAGAAAGCUGUGAUUGAUUUGAACAACCGCUGGUUCAACGGGCAGCCCAUCCACGCUGAGCUUUCCCCCGUGACCGACUUCCGGGAAGCCUGUUGCCGCCAAUAUGAAAUGGGAGAGUGUACACGAGGCGGCUUCUGCAACUUCAUGCAUCUGAAGCCCAUUUCCAGAGAGCUGCGGCGGGAGCUGUAUGGGCGCCGGCGCAAGAAGCAUCGAUCGAGGUCCCGGUCCCGGGAGCGUCGCUCUCGGUCUAGAGACCGUGGUCGUGGCGGUGGCGGAGGUGGUGGCGGAGGCGGUGGGGGACGGGAGCGUGACAGGAGGCGGUCAAGAGAUCGUGAGAGAUCUGGGCGAUUCUGAGCCAGGCCAUUUUUACCACCUGCACAUCAUCAGCCCUUGAAGUGAAGAUUAAUCUACAUCAAUCACUUUGGGUAGAAAUGAAACCAUACUUUUUCUUUUUUUUAAUGUUUUUAUUGAUUUCAGAGAGGAAUAGAAAUAUCAAAGAGAGAGAAUCAUUGAUCAGCCAUCUGCACACCUCCUACUGGGUAUCAAGCCUGCAUUCCAGGCAUGUGCCCUGACCAGGAAUCUGACUGUGACCUCCUGUCUCAUGGGUCAACCCUCAACCAUUGAGCUACACCAGCUGGGCUGUUUAUUGAUUUUAGAGAGAGGAAGGGAGAGGGAACAAGAGAGAUACCUGAUGUGAGUUGCUUCCUAUACCCACUUGAUGGGGUAUUGAACCCACAAUCUGGGCAUGUGCUCUGACCUGGCAUCAAACUGGCGACCUUUUGGUGCAUAGGAUGAUGCUCAACCAACUGAGCCACACCUGGAGCCAGAGUUGAAACCCUAUUUUAAAUUUAGGUUCUAAAACAAAACACCAGUUGAAGUAAAAUUCACAUGGGAAAAGGCCAGAUCUGUUUCUAGUUAUGUACAUAUUAACCAGUAGCCCAGAAUUUCUCUUCCGAGGCUGAGUAGAGGUGAGGAAAGCCUGUGAGGCCCCUUUACUUACUACUUAGUAAGUAAAUGUUUAGACGUCAUUCUCUGUAGAGUCCACUGGCGUUGAUAGGGAAGCUAAUCUUGGGACCCAGUGCAGUCAGCGUUAUCUCUCUCCAUUGAAUUGUCUAGUGUUGCUUUGAGAGCCACCGUGCACUCCUAAAACAUGGGUGUGCAUAAAACAGGAACGUGCUGGUGCAGCCCAGGAGCUAGUGAGGGGUCACCUGUCAUGUCACAGCUGACUGCUAUGUUGUUAAACGACUGGAUUCACGUGGACUCAGAAGCCUGCAGUGCAGACCUGCUUUUCUGCGUGCCCCAAGUGAGCAAGAUGGGUGAAUGCCUCGUCAGCACUUCGCAGAGUCCAGCUGGCAUUUCAGGACAAAAGUAAACAAGGCCUCUCCCCUUGAGAUGUGGACGCUUACGUAGGAGAGGUGUUCAGAAGACCAGGCCCACUGUGAAUUCUUAGGUCUGGACAAGCAACUUGGGAAGAAGGCUGGGGUCCAUCCAGGAUGUGGGCUCAGAUCUGAAGUCUUUGGAAGUGGCCAGAUGAACUGGGCCGUGGAGGUUGAGCUCCCCUGCCAACCCCCCACAGGCAGAGGGCCUUGUAGCAGACAGGGAACAAAGGAAGGAAAGGCCUCAGGGGAUUGGGCUCGCUAGCUCAGCUAAUCCACAUGGCCUUUUGAGAAAUAGGGAACAGCCGAUCGCGCUGUCCCAGUGCAGGCAGCAUGAAAUGCAGUGAAGUAGUUUCAGCAAUCACAAAGAUGGAUUGAUUAUGUUAUUAGAAGUGUCUACACAAGGUGUCCCCUUCACACUGGUCAGAAUGGCUAGCACCAAAAAAUGAUGUGAUGGCAGUGCGGAGAAAAUAGAAUUCUUGUGGAAUUGUAAAACUAGAUUCCUCAAAAAUUUUAAAAAUAUAAAGACCACAUGAUGCAGCAAUAACUCAUGUAUGACUGUUUGUCCAAAGAAAACGAAAACACUAACUUGAAAAGAUGGGUGCACCCAAGUUCAUUGCAGCAUUAUUUACAAUAGCCAAGAAAUGAAAACAACCUAGGUGUCUAUAGAUGAAUGGAUAAAGCAGAUGUGAUACAUAUAUACAAUGGAAUAUUGUGGAAUCUAAAAACAAAACAUAAAUAAACAAACAACCAAAGAUACAUAGGACAAACUGGCGGUUGCCAAAGGGGAGAAGGAUUGGGGGUGCUGGGUGAAAAUUGGAAAAGAUGAGUACAGGUUUAGAAUAGCUGAGAUGCAUGUGAGAAGUGUGGCCUACAGAGGUGUUAGGUCAUGAAAGUAAAUACAGUAUUCAUUGGAGAAAACAAAGGCCCACACAGCAACCACCUUCAUGGGUCAGCCAUACUUGACACUUAAGUCUGGUUUAAGGAAGAGUUCAGAGGCAAACAUCCUGGUGAGUGCUGCCAGAACCCAGACCGGCCGUCAGGCCAGGAAGCCCUUUGCUGCAGGAAACCAGUCAGCAUUUGUAAUUUGGUUUCAUUUUUAUUUUAUUAAGAGCUACAUAGACUUCGCUGAACAGUCUUGCCUGUGUUUGAAUUUCUAUGUAGAUGGAUUUAUAUUAUUUUGUCUUUCUUUCGCUCAGCUUGUUCGUGACAUUCAGUUAUGUUGUUGGACACAGCUAACUUGCAGUUUGCAGCUUGAGGUGUAGCAGUGUGGUUAGAGAAGAAGAGAAUGGUUAAUGCGUGGUGCUGGCAUAACUGACUACUCGGGAAAAACAGGAGGAAGAAGGAAGAGGCCCUCCUGGAUGGCGGAGGGAACAAGGCAAAUUCCACGGCCAGAACGAGCGGGGGCUGCAAAGCUCAGGAUAGGCUGGGACAGGGUGAGGGUGUGCUGUGGAGAUGGCAGCCCUCCUGGGACGGAGCCUCUGAUCAGAAAGGCUCAGGUUUCAGUUUUGCCUUUUCAGUCCUGGAGUAGGAGGCCGGUCACUCGGGUUUUAGAUGAACAAUGAGGUUGGGCACCUUGUUCUGGCCAUUUGUAUGUCGAUGAACCCUCUUCAAGUCUGCCCAUUUUUCUUCCCCUCAUUGAGUGAGUGGGUUGUCUUUUUCUUAUUUCUAGGAGUUCUGUACGUAGUCUGGAGAGGAGUCUUCUGUUGAUGUGUAUUUAUCCCAGACUGUGGCUUGCCCCCUCUCAGUGGUGAGUUGGAUGAAUGUGUGUCCUUGAACAUAAGCCGGUCCAACUUAUGCAUCUUGCCCAUGUGGACAGAGCUUUCUGGGGCCUGUUUCAGGAGAGAGGGCUCAAGGCUGCCCCCAAAGGCGUUAACCUCCAUGGAUUUUUUUCCCUUUAUAAACUUUAUUAUCGAUAAAGCUGAUUGGAGAACAUGAAUUUGGAUUUUAAGGUCCAAAAAAUAUGUAAUGUCAUCUCCAUUCAUGGUUUGACCUUGGGACAACCCACCUGAAGGACAGCCUAGGUCUGCAGAGCAACACGGCCACCAGGAUGGCCCCCUUGUAUCAGACGGGAGGGGAGAGAAGAGAGCAAGUCCCCAGAGUUGGGCACCUUGUGAACAAACCAGGGUCCUGCAGCCAGGACAUAGGGGCAGGUUAGUGUCGGAGCCUCAUCACCCGCCCAGCAGACGCUGCACACCUGGCGAGGAGGGGUGAGCGCCUCUGGGUAGGUGCUUCCUCUUGGACUGAACGGAAGGCCCCUCCCCACCUGUGUUCCCUGGGGUCCUCUCAGCCCACUGGAUGGAAGCCAGGGUGGGCUGGGAGGGCACCAACCCUUGUCAAGGCUGUCCCCUCACCCCCUGCUCCUCUGGCUCCUGGUUCCAUGACUUCUGGCUUCCACCCAAGAAGGUUUUGAACAGCUGAGAACCCUGCAGUAAUUAACCCAAGGGCUCAGUCUCCCUGGCCAGGGUGGCUCCCCAGCAGCUGGGCAGGAGACCAAAUGAGAACAGAACCAGCCAUCUAAACUGCUGGGCUUGGGAAAACACAACUUCUAGGUCGAGCUUCUGAGACAGAACACGGUCCCUGUCUACAGCCCAAGGCCUUGUUCCCCCUCCUGCGGCCAACCAUGUGGCUGCCUUCCCGUGCACCUGUGGCAGGAGUGGCAGGACAGGCCUGAAAAACAGCCACUGACGUCCACGUAGCCAUCGGGAGAGGUCCCUGCCCAGAGAUCUGUCAGCCAGUGUGAGGUCACUCGCUCGGUGCCUGCGCCUGGUGGGUUUUGUCUGGCUGGAUGACGGGGAGAUGGGGUAGCAUGGCUCUUAGGGAGGGGACCUUCCCUUUCUCCCUCGUAGGACUUACUAUUAGAGGGAGCACAAGAGCUCUCACGCCCACCCCCUGGGCCCCCAUCUCAGGACAGUCUGCAGUCUUUUGCUCAGAAGAUGCCACACCAUCCAGGUGCACUUGUCUCCCCCACAGCCUGUGUGUCCUUGGGGAGAUGUUCAGACCUGACAGCAGAACCUGAGAAAACCCCCAUCUGAAUCUGGCAACAAAUAUUCAGGCACCUGCUUCAGAUCUCAGGUCUUUUUUUUUUUUUAACAAGUUGGGUCACAUGAACUUACCAUUUUUUUUUUUUUUUGUGGAUCACAAAAGUUCAUUUCAUGUGGUUCAACCUAAUAUAUCCCAGGAUUGGGCUGAUGGCCAUUGCAGGAGUGGUGAGAAGCUCAGUGGGAGAGGCAGGGCAGGAGUCGAAUCCCAGGUCUAAGUCCUGGCUCCGCUCUUCACUGGCUGCAGACUGGCCUCUGUGCCUCGUUGUCCUGCCCUGCAAAGUGGUGAUCAAAUAGCACCCACUCCUUUGAUUGUUAUGAGACUCCACUAGUUAAUACAGGUACAGCUUCCAGAACAGUGCCUGGCACGUGCCUAGUGAGAGCUCAGUAAUGGUUAGUUUGUGGGAACAGUAUUAGUAACUGAAGGCAGGUACAGGUGGUGGAGAGGACAGCAGAGGAAUAAGUAGCCACCCUAAUAGUCCUGUCUUACAAAGUGAAUAGUUGACAGAGGAUGUAAAAAGUUACUGAGUACAAAACUUGUAUUCUGAAAGUGACAAAACCGUUGGAAAAGUAAAGUAGACCUGCUUGGCUGGUUUGGCUCAGUGGAUAGAGUGUCAGCUUGUGGACUGAAGGGUCCCAAGUUCGAUUCCAGGCAAGGGCAUAUGCCCGAGUUGCGGGCUCGAUCCCCAGUAGGGGGUGUGCAGGAGGCAGCCGAUAAAUGAUUCUCAUCAUUGAUGUUUUGCUUUCUCUCCCUCCCUGAAAUCAAUAAAAAUACAUUUUUAAAAAAAAGUUGGAAGACUUCACUUCCUGAUUUCAAAACUCAGUGCAACAUUAAAGUAAUAAAAACACGGUGUCACUGGCACAAGACAGGCAUGUAGAUUCAUGGAAUAGACUUGAGGAUCCAAAAAGAAGUUUUUACAUCAAUGGUCAUUGAUUUUUGACAAGGGUGCCAAACCAGUCCAUGGGGAAAGAAAGUGUCUUCAAGCAGUCGGUGCUGGAACAGCUGGCUAUCUACACACAGAAGAAUGAAGUGGGAUUCUUACCUCACAGCAUCUACACUGCAGUGAUUCAAAAUGGAUCAAAAGCCCAAAUAUAAGAAAUAAGACUUAUUUAAGAAAUCAUUGGGGGUAAAUCUUGAUGACCUUGGAUUUGGCAAUGGUUUCUUAGAUCUGAUCUCAAAAGCACAAGCAACAAAAGAAACAAAUAAAUGGAAGUUCAUCAAAAUUGAAAGCUUUUUACAUCAAAGACACAAGAAAGUGAAAGGACACCCCACAAAAAGGGAGAAAAUACUUUCAAAUCCUAUGUCUGAUGUGUCUAGUGUCCAGAAUAUAUAAAGGACUCCUCCAACCAAGAGGCCACCGGUUCGAGUUCCAGUUAGGCCACAUGCCUGGGUUGUGGGCUCAAUCCCCUGUGCAGGGCAUACAGAAGGCAGCCGAUCAAUGAUGUUUCUCUCUCAUCGAUGUUUCUAUCUCCCUCUCAAAAAAAAAAAAAAAUCAAUAAAAAAUAUAUUAAAAGACGCCUCCAACUCAACAACAAAAAGACCACCCAAUUUAAAAAUGGGCAAAGGAUCUGAAUCUACAUUUCUCCAAAGAAGAUACACACUGGACAGACAAGUACAUUAAAAACACUUAACAGAACUUGCCAUCACACAAAUGCAAUCAAAACCACAAUUAGGUCCUACUGCACACCCACGGGGUGGCUGUGAGCCAAACAACCAGUGAGAGCAAGUGUAGGCGAGCCUGCGGACAGCCCGGGCUCCCCUGCAUUCCUGGAGGGAGGGAAUGUAAAUGGUGCAGCUGCUGUGGAAAGUCUGGCAGCUGCUCACCAAGUCAAACAAUCACCAUGUGGCCAAGCAGUUCUAUUCCUAGGCAUGGACCCAAGAGAAAGGAAAACGUAUGUCCACACAAAAAUGUGCAUGAGUGUUCGUUCACAGCAACGUUAGCCAUAACAGCCAAAAGGUGGAAACAACAUAAAUGUUCACCAACUGAUGAGUGGAUAAAUAAAAUGUAUUUCACACAGCGACAUUUUAUUUGACAACUAGGGGCCCAGUGCACGAAUUCGUGCACCUUGAAAGGUCCUGUGGGCUGAGAGGCUGUGGUAGGCACAGAAGUGGAUCUCAGUCCAUCCUCCCUGCCCCUGCACAGCCCCUCCCUCUGUGGCCCCGGUUCUCUGUCUGCCAGCAGCCCUGCUCCCGCUGCCACUCACAUGUGCUGACGGUGUCAGCCUUGCUCUCACCCGCUGAUGGCACCAAGCAAUCAGGACUGGUGCUGGGCACCAGCAGCAGGUGCGAGUGGCGGCUCCGGCACCAACUGCGGGUGUGAGCGGUGGCUCUGGUGCCAGCAGCAGGUGCAAGCGCCGGGUGGGACCACAGUGUGCAAGAGCAAAGAAUUUUCAGUAACCACCAGAGGCUCACUCCAUGACAGCAACCAAUGCCCUGCCUUGGUCUGGCGCCCCUGCUCACCUGCUCCACCAUUCCGCCACGGCCAACGUCCACCAUUCUCUGCAUGUGCUUCCUGGUGGUCAGCGCAUGUCAUAGCGACCGGUUGUUUGGUUCUGCUGUUCUAUUUGCAUAUUCACCUUUUAUUAUGUAGGAUAAAAAGAAGCAAACAUGCCCUAACCGGUUUGGCUCAGUGGAUAGAGCGUUGACCUGCGGACUCAAGGGUCCCAGGUUCAAUUCCAGUCAAGGGCAUGUACCUUGGCUGUGGGCACAUCCCCAGUAGGGGGCAUGCAGGAGGCAGCUGAUCAAUGUUUCUCUCUCAUCAAUGUUUCUAACUCUCUAUCCCUCUCCCUUCCUCUCUGUAAAAAAUCAAUAAAAAUAUAUAUAUAUUGAAAAAAAAAAGAGAGGCAAACGUUACUACAUGGAUGGACCUGAAAACAUGCCAAGUGAAGGAAGCCAGUCACAAAGGACCAUGCAUGAUAUGAUUCCCUUAUAUAAAAUGAGGCCCAGUGCAUGGGAUUUGUGCACUGGUGGGGCAUAGCAUGCGGGAAUUGGACUGCUUUGGGAGCACCUCUCAUCCUGGUCAGCUGAGCGGCUGUGGACCCGCCCUCUGAGUGGCUGCUCCCACUGUGGAGAGCAGCCACUCAUUCCGGUCAGCCAAGCGGCACUCCCACUGUGGGAGCACACUGACCACCAGAGGGUAGCUCCUGCGUUGAGCUUCUGCCCGCUGGUCGUCAGUGGGGUCAUUCUGAUUGUACUGCCAUUCGGUCGCUGGGCUUUUACUAUGUAGGAUGUGUAGAACAGGCAAAUCUAGAGAGACAGGAAGUGGAUUAGUGGUGGUCUAGGGCUAGGGAAUGUGGAAGCAUUGAUGUGGGGACUGAUGGCUAGGGGGCGUGAAGUUUCUAUGGUGAUAAACACAUUCUAAAAUUGACUUUGUGAAUGUACUAAAAGCAAUUGAAUUGUACCCUUUUAAAAAAUAUUUUUUAAUGAUUUUAGAGAGAAACAUAGAUGUGAGAAAAACGUCAAUCGCUUGCCUCCUGCAAGUUUGCAAACCAGGCAUAUGCCCUGACCAGGAAUCAAACUUGUGAACUUUUGGUGCAUGGGAUGAUGCUCAACCAGCUGAGCCACACUGGCCAGGGCUGGAUUGUGCACUCCAAUGGGUGAAUUGUAUGCUAUGUGAAUUGUCUCAAUAAAAACUGUUACAAAUAAAAAGAUAUUUAAACAAA
This is a messenger RNA of Myotis daubentonii (Daubenton's bat), 8563 nucleotides long. It is a transcript of the gene U2AF1, whose product is annotated as U2 small nuclear RNA auxiliary factor 1. Gene Ontology annotation, biological process: mRNA splicing, via spliceosome. Gene Ontology annotation, molecular function: RNA binding; metal ion binding. The record is from RefSeq and is a predicted model, not a curated record. Lineage: Eukaryota; Metazoa; Chordata; Mammalia; Chiroptera; Vespertilionidae. Gene Ontology annotation, cellular component: U2AF complex.